CUCUGUCUCUGGACGAAGGGUACUGUUGUCGUUGUCUUCAUAACCAUCGUCACCAGCAAUAUUCUUCCCUCAACCACGACGGUCUCACAAAGUUCACACCUGCAGGCUUGUCAACAAGGACUUCCCACAGCCAACCAGCGCCGCGCAGUCGCGACGUCUUUCCAAGAAGAAACAUAUCUUAAGUAUGGCAAUGCUGAUAUUGUGGUGCCCCUGUUGCAGGAAGACCAGCAAAUUCCUAGGUCGGAAACACAGCUUCAAGGUGGGUCCAGUAAUAUACCCUUUUUACAGCAGCACCAACACAAUCCAGAAUCAGCAUAUAUUUCCUACGACCAGGCCGCAGUAACACCAUCAGACCCGAUUUUCUCAACAUAUGAGUACGCACACGACGACAUACCGGGCUGUGUGGAAACCGUUGACCAAGACCACGUACUUUUAAGCGCUCCUUCUCCGGUUCUGACUGAGGCUUCGAGAUCAGUGGUGGCCCAGGACGAUGCUGCUAUGUUUUCUUCACCAUCCACACGGCUUACAUCGCUCGACGAUUGGGACAUUGACGGGCUGGGAACGUUAACAACCAGUAUCCGGGAGACUUUUUUGCCGAGCCAGUUCGUCACAGAUUCCUUCAGACAGUGUGAAGAAUUGAGUUUCGGGUGUGAUCAGUGUCAAGAAGUCUUCCAACGCCGUGGCGAACUAAGCAAGCAUAACAAUCGUAUACAUAACAGACGAUACAAGUGCCUAUAUGAAGGCUGUCUACAGAAGCCCUUUGGUUUGAAGGCUGAUCUGCAGCGUCAUAUCACAGCUAUACACAGCACAGAGAAAGUUGCGAUUCAGUGUUUGGUUGACAGUUGCAUAGAAGAGUUUUCGCGGAAAGACAACAUGCUGAGACAUGUAAAGAAUAAGCAUCCUGGAAAUGAGCCUUCGCGCUGA
This is a messenger RNA of Alternaria burnsii, 924 nucleotides long. RefSeq lists its product as uncharacterized. Gene Ontology annotation, cellular component: nucleus. The annotation marks the transcript as partial. Gene Ontology annotation, biological process: regulation of transcription by RNA polymerase II. The record is from RefSeq and is a predicted model, not a curated record. NCBI's taxonomy places the organism in Eukaryota, Fungi, Ascomycota, Dothideomycetes, Pleosporales, Pleosporaceae. The transcript has 2 exons.